AUGAGCAUAACUCAAAAUAACAACUUGUGGGUUGAGAAGUAUCGUCCAAGGCAGAUAGCCGAUAUAUAUCACCAAACUGAGGUUGUCAAGAUGCUUAAGAAUGUAUUGGAAUUUGGUAAUAUGCCACACCUACUUUUCUAUGGACCUCCUGGGACAGGUAAGACAUCUGCAAUUCUUGCUCUUUGUCGUGAACUAUUUGGAAACGAUGAAUUUAGAAAUCGUACAUUGGAACUGAAUGCAUCUGAUGAAAGAGGAAUUAAUGUAGUUCGUGAGAAAAUUAAGACAUGGACUAGACAAGUGGUGUACAGUAAUAAGAUAAAUCCCAUUACAGGAAGGAAGAUACCUCCAUGGAAAGUUGUCAUUUUAGAUGAAGCUGAAAUGAUGACAUCAGAUGCUCAGUCAGCCUUAAGACGUAUAAUAGAGACAUCUGCUAAAAAUACGAGGUUUGUAAUUAUAUGCAAUUACAUUAACAAGAUUAUUGAACCUCUGGCAAGUAGAUGUGCAAAAUUUAGAUUUCAGCCGAUAUCAUUCAAGGCUCAAAGAGAACGACUAAACUUUAUUUGUCAGCAGGAGAAUAUAAUCUGUGAACCUGAGGUAUUUGAUAUUCUGGUUGACUUAUCUCAGGGUGAUUUAAGGAGAGCUAUAACUAUACUACAGUCUACAUGUGAGUUAUAUAGCGAAGAAGAGAUUGUAAAAGCUACUUCGGUCAUAGAAGUUGCAGGUAUUCCUCCUUUAAGUGUUGCUGAAGGAAUUAUGAACUUUUGUUUUACUAAAGAUAUUGACAGUAUAGUUCAGAAAACAACAGAUACUAUAAAUGAAGGAUGGGAUGUUGCUACAAUCAUAAGACAACUAGUUUUAUUAAUAACUGAAAAUAAGGAUUUGGAUGAUGCCAAAAAGGCAUAUUUAGCAUUACGCUUAGCAGAAGCAGAUGCUUGUAUAACAGAUGGCUCAAAUGAAUUUCUUAUACUACUUAAUAUAUGUUCGAAUAUGCACAGUGUAAUGGCAUGA
Cryptosporidium muris RN66 is the source of this 1008-nucleotide messenger RNA. RefSeq names its product replication factor C, subunit 4, putative. Bases 1 to 1008 code for a protein of 335 amino acids. Gene Ontology annotation, biological process: DNA-templated DNA replication; DNA repair. The transcript has a single exon. Gene Ontology annotation, cellular component: DNA replication factor C complex; nucleus. NCBI's taxonomy places the organism in Eukaryota, Apicomplexa, Conoidasida, Eucoccidiorida, Cryptosporidiidae. The record is from RefSeq and is a predicted model, not a curated record. Gene Ontology annotation, molecular function: ATP binding; DNA clamp loader activity; DNA binding.